Messenger RNA from Cylindrotheca closterium, 2385 nucleotides. Lineage: Eukaryota; Bacillariophyta; Bacillariophyceae; Bacillariales; Bacillariaceae. The record is from the annotation of a GenBank genome assembly.
AUGGGCGAAGAGAAGAAAAGUAGCAAAAGUUCUCGCAGUCGCGACGAAGAGGACAAAGAGGCCAAACGAAAGGCCAGACAGUCUCGUUCAGCCACUCGAGGAGAUCGCAGUCCAGUCCGUAGCUCGCGACGACCGGACCAAGACAAGGAAGCCAAGGAUCGAGCUAGAAGAGACAGAUCCCAUGGCACUUCGGCGGGUCAUAGCAGCAGCAGCAGUGGCGAUCGCGAAUCCAAACGCCGAGCCAAGGGUUCUUCCCGUGCUGCCACUCCCGGGGUUCAGUCGAUGACUUCGGGCGAAGAGAAUCGAGAAAGCCGCAAAGCACGUCGCGAAACGGCCAACCAUGGACAUCGAUCCCCCCAUCGAUCGCCCAAUCGUUCUAGUUCUCGUACCGGUUCCAGUUCUGCCGAUCAAGAAGCCAAACGCCGUGCGCGACAUGGAUCGAGACCAGCGGCUGGUCCAGGCGUUGUUGGAAACAGCAUUCCGGAAGAAUCCGCACCACCACAACCACGAGUUGGUGAAGAAGAUAUUCCCGCUGCCUUGGCCAUUGAAGCGGAAACCGUCGAAGAUGACAACGACCAGAAACAAGAAGUAGAACGUCAAGUCCAACAGCGCAUGGCAGCAAUGACGCAACAGCAGCAACAACAACAACCUCAGCAACGACCCUAUCAACCCAAACCACCCAACUUUGCCGGAGCUUCCCCCGACACUGAAGAGAACAAUGGAGAACCAGAAGAACCACCUGCCAAAUCCAAAUGGAAAUGCAUCGUGUUGGUGGUCGUGUUGAUUGCCAUUGCCGGGGGUGUGGGAGCCUUUUUUGCCCUAAGACCUGCCGCCAAAGAACCUGUGGCAGUACAAGAAGAACCCAUAGAUGGAGUGGACAAUGGUGGUAGUGGUCCGAGCGACGAGACCGCUAGUCCAGUGGUGGAAGCGACGGAAACUCCUACCCAAGCGCCUAUCAUUGCAGUUACGACAUCGCCCACUGCGGAACCACUCGCCUUUCCACCUCCGGAGGAGAGCGAUUGCGAAGCGGUUAGACAACGAGAGGAUGUUGUAGAUCAAGAAACUUUGGAAUCCAGAACCUUUGACAUUGGAUUGGAUGUGGAACUCAGCAUUGAUAUGCCCCUUUCGGAAUGGCAAGGUGCACUCAUUGAUCAGAUGGAAUCCAGUUUUGUUCCCCUUUUGGUGGGGUGUGAUGAUGCUGCCGGAACGUCGCGGUAUCUGAAAGGAGGAGGAGACCGUCGUCGUCGUCGUCGUCGUCGAUUGAAUAGCCUCCGAUAUUUGAUUGCAAAUGCGAAAAUCGAAGCCCGUGAGGAAACAGAUGAGGAGUGUAAUACUCAGCCUGCAGCGGGAACUUGCAAGCGCAUCUACAUAUUCCAUGAGUUUUUUAUCAAAGAUUCGGAUGCCAAGAGUUUCGAACUCAUUGGGGUAUAUACUGCAGCCAUUGAGGAAGCGGGCACUCUCUUGGAUGUAUUGGGACUCAGUGAUCCUCCAUUCAGCGCCAUUACGGUGACGAGGUUCAACAACUUGCAGCCAACAACCGCACCUAGUGUCGCUCCCAGUGCGGAACCAACUGUGGCUGGGUCACAGGUGCCUUCCCAGAUUCCUUCCAAAGAUCCUACUGGAAUGCCAUCCCCAUCUCCGAGUACAGUACCAUCCGUGUCACCUUCUGCAGGGCCUACCCAAACUCCGACUCUUCAAGCGACUCCCGGGCCAACGCCGCCACCAACACCAGGCCCAACACAGCCUCCAACUCCACCACCAACUCCAGGGCCCACUCAACCUCCGACACCGCCACCCACUGUCGCUCCAACACCUCCACCAACGAAAGAGCCAACACUGGCUCCAUCAGCUAUUCCAAGCUCUACUCCGUCACUUAUGCCCGUCACUCCAAGACCGUCUCCAGGUGUUCCGUUCCAUUGUUCUACCCAAAGGAAUUCCUGUCCUCCCAACGGAGCCGGACUUGAGGAAAUCUAUGUGGAAAUGACGGAAAGUGAAGCGAGUGUGUUUAUAGACUAUUGUCCCAAUGCUCAAAACCCACAAGACUUUGCGUGGUCUGUGAUCAUUCGGACUAAGGUUGGCGUGGAUUUUGUCAACCUCUUUGUCGAUUUCUUGCCGUCAGCCCCAACUACCAUCGAUAUCCUGUACGAACAAGACACUUGCGUUGGCAAUCCAUGCAAUGGGAAUUGCUUUGGUAAUCCUUGUUCUGGCAGUUAUGGUACAUAUGCAGUUGGUGGAUCCACACUGUAUACGAAAUCUGUCACAAUUGCCAUCAACAGUCAGGUGAAUGUUCCCAACACUGGGUUCUCUUACGCUUUCAGUGACGGUUUCACACGAGUCACUUCUCCAGGAAUCGGUCAGUACUAUCAGCUCAUUUCCUGUGGUUAG